CCUCCGCCGCCGCCCUCGCCUGGCAGCCCCGGGCCCGGCGCUCCCCCGCCCGGUGCGGGUCCGGGCCCGGGCUCGGCCUGCGCGGCCCGGCCCGCCGCAGGGAGGAUGGGGCAGCCGCCGAGGCCGGCGAACAGCAGCGGCCCGGUGGCGCCAUGACCGGCGAGAAGAAGAAGAAGAAGCGGCUCAACCGCAGCGUCCUGCUGGCCAAGAAGAUCGUUAUCCGGGACGGGGCCGGCCGACAGGGGAUUGGGGAGCCCAGUGUGUACCAUGCCGUGGUGGUUAUUUUCCUGGAGUUCUUUGCCUGGGGGCUGCUGACCACGCCGAUGCUGACGGUGUUACACCAGACUUUUCCUCAGCACACGUUCUUGAUGAAUGGCCUGAUUCAUGGAGUCAAGGGUCUGCUUUCUUUUCUAAGUGCCCCACUGAUUGGUGCUCUCUCUGAUGUCUGGGGCAGGAAAUCCUUCCUCCUCCUCACUGUCUUCUUCACCUGUGCACCAAUUCCCCUUAUGAAGAUCAGUCCGUGGUGGUAUUUUGCUGUCAUUUCUAUGUCUGGAGUCUUUGCUGUCACCUUUUCUGUGAUUUUUGCCUAUGUUGCUGAUAUCACACAGGAGCAUGAACGCAGCACGGCGUAUGGCUUGGUGUCAGCCACGUUUGCUGCUAGUCUGGUCACAAGCCCAGCCAUCGGCGCGUACCUUUCCCAGGCCUACGGUGACACGCUGGUGGUUGUGCUGGCGUCCGGCGUGGCUCUGCUGGACAUUGGUUUCAUCCUGCUGGCGGUGCCGGAGUCUCUGCCGGAAGAGAUGCGCCCGGUCUCCUGGGGAGCCCCUAUCUCUUGGGAACAAGCAGACCCAUUUGCUUCCUUGCGGAAAGUGGGUCAGGAUUCUACAGUGCUGCUCAUCUGUAUCACCGUCUUUCUCUCCUACCUUCCUGAAGCCGGCCAGUACUCCAGCUUUUUCCUCUACCUGCGACAGGUCAUUGGUUUUUCCUCAGAGACUGUGGCAGCCUUUAUUGGCGUAGUUGGAAUUCUCUCUAUACUGGCUCAGACGGUAGUGUUGGGAAUUCUCAUGCGUUCAAUAGGAAAUAAAAACACCAUCCUGUUGGGAUUGGGCUUCCAGAUCCUGCAGCUUGCCUGGUACGGCUUUGGGUCGCAGCCUUGGAUGAUGUGGGCAGCAGGAGCUGUGGCUGCCAUGUCCAGCAUCACCUUCCCCGCCAUCAGUGCCAUGGUGUCCCGGAACGCAGAUCCCGACCAACAGGGUGUGGUCCAGGGGAUGAUCACUGGAAUUCGAGGUCUGUGUAACGGCCUGGGGCCGGCCCUCUAUGGCUUUGUCUUCUAUCUCUUCCACGUGGAGCUGAAUGAAAUGGCUGAGGUGGAAACUUUGGGUAAGGCCUCCAAACCCAACAUGGCCAACCCUACAGACGAGAGCAGCAUUAUCCCAGGGCCUCCCUUCCUGUUCGGGGCUUGCUCUGUCCUGCUGUCGCUGCUGGUGGCCUUGUUCAUUCCAGAGCACAACCUUGCUCUGAGGUCGGGCAGCCACAAGAAGCACAGCAAUGGGGCACAGACCCACAGCCCGCAGGCUGGGGGGGCAGAAGGGAAGGAGCCGCUGCUGGAGGACAGCAGCGUCUGAGCAGGGAGAGGAGGGACCUGGCUCCUGUCUCAGCUCCCCAGAAGGAUGGACCCAGCCAGCAGGAGUUCUGGGAGAGCACAGGGGAAGAGGAGGAAGGAGGUAUCAGACUGUGCCACUGACAGCUGAUGAGAAGGGACUGGGGCUCCCUUCAGGCCAAAUAUACCCUGCGGGUGCAGAAAUGGAAUUGUAUCACCUGGUGCUGAUGGAAAGGGGAGAAGCUGAACUGCUCCAUGGGGAGGGAUCAUUCUUUAAAGCCAACCUGCCCUUGUAGGAGAAUAACGACCUUCAUGGUAUGACCUGCCAAAUACCCAACUUGCCAGUGACAAAUCCAGGAGCUAACCUUGUCUUUGUUGUGACCUGGACUGACUGAGCUGCUGGCCAGAGGAAAACAGGGCCCCAUCCCCUCCCCUAAUUGGUACUCGCUGCUGACCCCGUCACAGCGUGGCUGGGACCGGCCAGACCCCAUCUGCGUCCACACACUGAAGAAAACGGGUGUGUUUGAAGGACAGACAGUGUCAUCACCUGGGAGCAGAUUCCCACUGCUCGAGGAUCUGAUGGAUUUGCCCAUUCUGGCCCGAGGGAAACUUGGACCAAAAAAAAAAUUAUAUACUGACUUUAUGUUCUGAUGAAGAUAAGAAAAAUUAAGAAGUGAAGUUGCAACUGACACAAGGGAGAAUGGGCAGAUGAGAGAAGGGUGACUACAUGAAUUAGAAAUGCUUAGUUUGUAUUUCUGUUUGUUCUCUCUGUUUUUGUUACACCCAUGUAACAUUUGUCUGUCACUACCUCCAUUGGUAGUAGGUAGAAGGAUUUUCCAGAAUUCUUUUUCUGGAACUGUAAGGGUUGUUUAGAAAAUAGAGGUCUCUGAGAAGUUGAAGAAACAACUAAACUCUGCUGACCACCUUGGUAAAGAGUGAUUUCCUAAGAGAAAGGUCAAAGAAAUAGCUGUUUAUCUUGAGCACUUUUAUAAAGCAUGUUGAUUUUUCCCCAGGCUCUUGCCAUUAAAACCAGAUAAUGACUGUAGCUUGUUUUUUCUCAGUCCAGCGGAUCCUGAUGGUGAUGAUUGCGAUUGAUUUGAACGUACAGGUUUGGAUUCUGUUUUGGAUUUCUUCUGCUACAAAGGCUUUUGUUUUGUUGAAAAGCGGAAUUGCAGCCCGUGCUGCAGGGUUCAGCUCUGGUAGAAAGAGCAGCAGAGACUCAAGCUUGAGUGUUGUGAAAGAAGGAAAAACAAACGCAUAGGGAUUGCCUGGUUGUUUAUAGAACCAUAGAGAUAUGGCAGAGGGCAGGAAACAAUCGUUCUUGUUUGAGCAAGAUCAAAAAUUAAUGGCAUUGAGCAGUCACUGGGGAAGUAAAGCCUGGACUGGGAACCCUUAGGAAAUGAGUUGUUAAGGGAAUUGAGGGUACAGUGGCCAAAACCAGUCCUGUCUCAGAGUGGGGUUUGUGCAACAGCUCCUUUCUCUGGCUGGGAUCCCCUCGCUGUGGGUUUGGGAGAGGAACCUCGGGGGAGAAGGGCCGAAGGGUGGGAGCGCUCUCUCUUGGUGUUUGCGAAGGGGUGAUGGUGGCCGACGCGGUGCCCUUGGCCUCUGGGUUCAGAGGGAAACACCCUCUGGAUGUCCCCGGGGAGCACAGUCCCUGCCCCGAUGCUGGUGCCCAGCUCUGCCCAUUCUGUGGCUCGUCCUGCCCUGGGGACGAGGGGGGACGUGAGCCCCGGGGUGAGCUCAGUGUCCGACCCCGCCGGGUGCGUCGGUGCUGGGUCCUGUCUGCUCCGGGCAGCCAGAGCUGCCGUGCUGUGUCGGUCUCUAAUGCUGGUCAGGUACUAACAGCUUGGAACCACUGCCUGGACUGGGCUGAACUAAUAAUACAGUGUCUGUUUACCCAUUUUCUGGACCAGUUAGUUAUUGGAGGUGGACAUUUAAGUGAAAUAAUUCCUGGUUUGUUUUGCAUUAAUCCAGCCUGGUGCCCAGCUCCUGUGAUCAGAACGGUAGGAGGAGAUGGUUGUGGUGCAGGGGGCAGGCACCCUGCACUCUGAGGGUUUGCUGGUGCGGAGCUAAUUGAGGACUGGAGCACGGGGCCAGCAGAGAGUCCGUGACCUGCGGUGACUCCAGUUUUCCCAAGCUCAUUGUGUGAUGCUCCAAAUUCCCAAACGUCACUGGGACGGUCUGUGCCGUGCGUGCGCAGCAAACUUCUUUCCUGAAGGAAAUCCAGUCACUUAAACUUCCAGGCAGCAGCCCCAGCUCUGUAUCACUCACAAAAAAUGUUUUUUUUUAGACUGGAGCUUUAUUUACAGUGUAUUAAAAUGAACUGCAGUAUGUUUGUCCCUCACACACGAAUGAAGUGAAAUGAAACACCGAAUCGUUACCUCGUUCACACUGAGGCACUUGGAGCUUCACGGGUAGAAUAUAGCGGAAUGUUACAAAAAAGAUGAGCAUAAUUUAUAUGAUAUAAAGUAUAUAGAGAUAUAUUUUUUAAAGUCCUUUCCUUUAUCAAAUAGUUUAUUGAAACCGAAGUGUUUCUAGUCCUGUUCCCUCUCGCUGCUGCUGCCUGCGGCGUCUCGGCCUCUCCUGCCCCUCGGACAGCAGAAUUACCCGGGUGAGUCUCCCCCCUUGGUCCCUGUCCCUCACCACACGACACCCGAGGUCCCAGCAAUGCGACAUCCCCCAGGUCGAGAGCAGGGGACCGGGAGUGUUUCAGUUGCUUCGUGAGCCCUUUGUGACUUGUACAUGGUCCCUUGGCUGUGCUGGGGCUGGCCCUGGGACCUGGGCGUCCCGUGGGGCAGGUCUCCUCGCCCACCCCAGGGGUGUCACUUGUUCCUGGCGCUAAGAACGGGCAGGUGGCCCUUCCUACGGUUCCUCUCACCGGGUCGGGGGGGCCUCAGCCCCCCGUAACUCCCCUCCCCAUCGACACAGGGACGUGACCCACCCACCCACUGCCUUUAAGUGACAGGAGGGCUUGGGCUACGCGGUGACGGAGCUGAAAUUACUGGACCUGAAUGACGAAUGUCUCAUUCUGAAGGGCCGGUAGUUCUGCAGCAUCCCACCUGGAGACUGGGAAAUCUGUACGGAGCAUUCAGCUAGUUUUGCCAAUUUUUGUUACUUUAUAUGAAAUUGCAACUUUUUUAAAAGAGCCUUUUCUUAAAAUCCCCUUGAUCUGCUGUGUAGUGCCUGAGCCUGGCUGUUUAACACCACUGUCCCCAGAAUUUGCCUGCAGGUCGGUGACAGCAAUGCCCCAAACCUAAGGCAAAAAUUGGCUUAAUUGUCCUUCUGCAGUUCCUGUUCAACGGCAGCAGUUCCAGUGGGUUUUAACUGAUCUUGUCGCAUUAAAAAACCUGCGUUAAACCUUUGCUUUCUCUUUUGCCGUUACUUUUGCAAAAUAGUGACUUUUUCCUUCACUGUUUUUUAUUCCUUUCUCUGCACUCGGGUGGCUGCUGACACCUCUGGUUCUCUGAGAGCGGGCGCCUGGGCCCAGAACAGCGCUUCCUCUGAGCUCUCAAAGUUCAGUACGGCGUGCGUUUCUGUAUCUCUCUUUUUUAAGCUAAUGAUGAAAUGUAUUUAUUUCAGUUCCAGUUGUGUUCAGAACUGGCUAAUCUCUCCCUCCGAUGGAUUAUUUAUUAAACUGCUGCUUUCCUGUUGUGUUGAA
This is a messenger RNA of Calidris pugnax (ruff), 5258 nucleotides long. RefSeq names its product hippocampus abundant transcript 1 protein-like. Gene Ontology annotation, molecular function: transmembrane transporter activity. Gene Ontology annotation, biological process: transmembrane transport. The transcript has 12 exons. NCBI's taxonomy places the organism in Eukaryota, Metazoa, Chordata, Aves, Charadriiformes, Scolopacidae. Gene Ontology annotation, cellular component: membrane. Bases 153 to 1625 code for a protein of 490 amino acids. The record is from RefSeq and is a predicted model, not a curated record.